This is a messenger RNA of Olea europaea var. sylvestris, 1365 nucleotides long. RefSeq names its product peroxidase 51-like. Gene Ontology annotation, biological process: response to oxidative stress; hydrogen peroxide catabolic process. The transcript is spliced from 4 exons. The record is from RefSeq and is a predicted model, not a curated record. The coding region runs from base 150 to 1145 and encodes 331 amino acids. Gene Ontology annotation, molecular function: heme binding; peroxidase activity. NCBI's taxonomy places the organism in Eukaryota, Viridiplantae, Streptophyta, Magnoliopsida, Lamiales, Oleaceae.
AAUUGAUAUAAAAACACAAAGCCAGCCAGCCAACCUGAAAAUUUCUGUAGAGAGAUUCUAAGCCAACUGGCAUAUUACUGUUACACUUGCGUAAUUUAAUCUAUAUAUAAUACAAUACAAAUUAAACUCUAUACAACAAUUUUGAAAGUAUGGGUCGAUUCAAUCUUGUAAUAGCUGUGUUAUCACUUUCUUUGAGUGUUUGUUUCUUCCCUGAUUCGGCUUCUGCUCAACUCCGACAAAAGUAUUAUGCAAAUAUCUGUCCUAAUGUCGAAGACAUAGUGCGAAACGUCGUUAACCAAAAAUUUAAGCAAACUUUCGUUACUGUACCAGCGACACUUCGUAUGUUCUUCCAUGAUUGCUUUGUCCAGGGCUGUGAUGCUUCGGUUUUAGUAGCAUCAACUCGAGGAAAUACAGCAGAGAAGGAUCAUCCAGAUAAUCUCUCACUUGCUGGAGAUGGAUUUGAUACAGUAAUUAAAGCUAAGGCAGCUGUUGAUGCAAAUCCCAGAUGCAGGAAUAAGGUUUCUUGUGCUGAUAUUCUUGCAAUGGCUACACGGGACGUCGUUUCCCUGGCAGGUGGACCUUCAUAUGCUGUGGAGUUGGGGAGACUUGAUGGGCUAAGAUCAACAGCUGCCAGUGUAAAUGGAAAUCUGCCCAAGCCAAGCUUCAACUUAAAUCAGCUUAAUGCUAUGUUUGCUUCUAAAGGCCUAUCUCAGACAGACAUGAUUGCUCUUUCAGCUGCUCACACUUUAGGAUUUUCACACUGCGAUAAGUUCGCAAACCGUAUAUACAACUUCAGCCGUCAGAAGCCGGUGGACCCAACCCUGAACCGGCAAUAUGCGACCCAAUUACAGGGAAUGUGCCCACGAAAUGUGGACCCCAGGAUAGCCAUCGACAUGGACCCAAAGACACCUAGAGCCUUUGACAAUGCCUAUUUCCAAAAUCUCCAGCAGGGCAAAGGCUUAUUCACAUCAGACCAAGUCCUCUGGGCGGACAGAAGGUCCAGGCCCACUGUUGAUACAUGGGCCAGAAACCCAGAGGCCUUUAAGAGUGCCUUUAUCCAAGCCAUGACUAAAUUGGGCCGGGUCGGAGUCAAAACGGGCAGGAAUGGGAAUAUCCGUUUUGACUGUGGAAGAUUUAAUGGAUAAUAUAUUUUUGACAUUUUUAAUGGGUAAAUAUAAAUUGUUAACAAAUCUAGUAUUUGUUCUGUUUGGGGCCUGUCUUUGACAACAGACAUGAUUUUUUAAUUUGUGUUUAUGCAAGUUUAUUGUUUCAAUAAUAUGUGAAAUAAGAAACCUUGAAGUGUAAGCGUUUCAAAAAAUUUCUGUUUUUCCUUCGCUUUGUCGAAUAAAAUUCGGUUCGUGACAA